Messenger RNA from Eublepharis macularius, 6330 nucleotides. RefSeq names its product phosphatidylinositol glycan anchor biosynthesis class N (gene PIGN). Lineage: Eukaryota; Metazoa; Chordata; Lepidosauria; Squamata; Eublepharidae. The transcript has 29 exons. The coding region runs from base 115 to 2913 and encodes 932 amino acids. Gene Ontology annotation, cellular component: endoplasmic reticulum membrane. Gene Ontology annotation, molecular function: mannose-ethanolamine phosphotransferase activity. Gene Ontology annotation, biological process: GPI anchor biosynthetic process. The record is from RefSeq and is a predicted model, not a curated record.
UUUCGUUCUAGGUUUUGUUCAGGGGGGAGGAAAAAAAGUGGGGAGCUUUUCUGAAUGGAGCUGAAUUCGCCCGUGUAAACAUGCUGGACUUUCCUCUGAUGACAACCCAUCACCAUGAAUUUGCCACUCUUUAUGGUCGCUGGCGUCCUGGUACAUUGUGUGUUCCUGAUCUCUAUUUUUGACAUAUACUUCACUUCUCCUUUGGUUCAUGGCAUGACACCUCACCAGACUCCGCUGCUGCCACCCGCACAGCGUCUAGUACUUUUUGUUGCAGAUGGCCUGCGUGCAGACUCCCUCUACGAACUGGAUAACAAUGGCACUUCUGUGGCUCCGUACCUAAGGGAUAUCAUAAUAUCCAAAGGCAGCUGGGGUGUGUCUCAUACUCGUGUCCCAACGGAAUCUAGACCAGGGCACGUUGCCCUCAUAGCUGGAUUUUAUGAAGAUGUCAGUGCUGUUGCUAGAGGAUGGAAAGAAAACCCCGUGGAAUUUGAUUCACUUUUCAAUGAAAGUAAAUACACUUGGAGCUGGGGUAGUCCCGAUAUUCUGCCUAUGUUUGCUAAAGGUGCCAGCGGGGAUCACGUUUAUAGCCAUUGUUAUGAAGCUGGAAGUGAAGACUUUGGAGCAGAAGAUGCCACUGUGCUAGACACUUGGGUUUUUGACCAUGUUAAGGAUUUUUUCAACUCUGCUAGAAGCAAUGCAACCUUGCUUUCUAAGCUGCAUGAACAGAAAAUUGUUUUCUUCCUGCAUUUAUUAGGGAUAGACACAAACGGGCACGCUCAUCGACCUCAUUCAAGGGAAUACAAGAGCAACAUCAGGAAGGUCGAUGAAGGUGUGAAAGAAAUUGUGUCACUGGUUGAGGAUUUUUACAGAAACGAUGGCAACACAGCUUUUAUCCUGACCUCAGACCAUGGAAUGACAGAUUGGGGAUCUCAUGGGGCCGGUCAUCCCUCAGAGACUUUAACACCAUUAGUUGCUUGGGGAACAGGAAUAAAAUCUCCACAGCAUGUCUCUUCCCAGCAAUUUGACGAUGAAUUUUUAAAAGAGUGGAAACUGGAGGCCUGGAAGCGGCAGGAUGUCAACCAGGCUGAUAUUGCCCCGCUGAUGGCUUCUCUCAUUGGAGUUCCUUUUCCCUUGAAUUCUGUGGGAAUUCUGCCUCUGGGAUAUCUGAACAAUACAGCUCGUUUUAAGGCAGAAAGCAUAUUUACAAAUGCUGCUCAGAUCCUUGAACAAUUUAAGGUUAAGAUGGCUCAGAAGAAGAAAACCACAUUAUCAUUUCUGUUCUCACCAUUCAAGUCUCUUUCUGAUUCAGAACAAAUAGACUUUCUUAGAAAAGCAAGGACUUAUAUUCAGCAUGAAAAAUACGAGGAAGCGGUAUCUCUUUGUAGAGAGCUGAUUAGCCUUGCUUUACAGGGGCUGUCCUAUUAUCAUACCUAUGACAGGAUUUUCCUAGGCAUAAGUGUUGCCCUGAGUUUUGUAGGCUGGACAUCUUAUGUGAUUCUGGUUAUUAUAAAGGCACAUACAAGCCUGACCUGGAGGACCCCAAAUAAGGAUAUCAGCAGUCUUCUCCAGUAUUUAUUUCCUGCCUUUGGAGCGCUAAUAGUAAUUUUCCUGCUCAUUCAGAGCUUGCCAUGGACUUAUUACAUAUAUUGUCUAUUGCCGGUGCCAAUAUGGUAUGCAGUUUUAAAAGAAUACCCCAUUAUUCAAGCACUGGCCACAUCUCUCUUGAACAUUCCAUGGACUCAUUCUGUUGGAUUCCUGCUAUCUUCUACUUUGGGAAUUGAAAUAUUAGUCUUCUCCUUUUUCUACCGCUCUACACUCAGCUGUGGCCUCAUCGCCUUUUCGUUGUGGCCCUUGGUCAGUCAGCUGUGGACCAAAGCAAAGGCAAUGGUGCUAAGCUGGAUUCUUUCCUGUUUGCUUCUGGCAGUCUUCCCCUUGAUGCCUGUUGUAGGAAGAGAUCAAAAUAUCCCUCUAGUAUCAGCAGCAGGCUUGCUGAUUCUCCUGUCUUCAUCCUGCCUGGUGGCAUUACUUUGGAAAAGCCAGAAAAAAUACAUACAUGGUAAAGAUCUCCAAGUAUACCUCUUUCAGUUGCUGAGCCUGGCACUUUCAGCUUAUGUCGUAAAAACUACUCACAGCAGUCUUGAAAGCAAACAAGGAUUGCCUUUAAUAAAUCAGAUUAUUAGCUGGACAACAUUAGCUUCAUCCUUGAUAGUGCCGCUAUUAAGCUCUACGGUGCUCUUUUCCAGGCUGCUGAGCAUACUCCUUUCGCUGAUGUCCACAUAUCUUCUGCUUAGCACAGGGUAUGAAGUCCUUUUUCCUCCAGCCUUGGCUUUGUUGAUGUUUGUAUGGAUCAAUGUAGAACAAGAAGCACUGCAAGGCUAUGGAGUGUCAUUGAAACCAAAGCUUGCUGCCCUCAGCUUUUCGUACGCUGCUGAUAUAACUGAGUUUCAACAACUCCACGUGGAUGACGUCAGGCGAUCUUUUUUCUUUGUUUUUUUCAUAGUGACAGCCUUUUUUGGUACUGGAAACAUCGCUUCUAUUAACAGCUUUGAUCCAGCCUCAGUCUACUGCUUCUUGACUGUGUUCAGCCCUUUCAUGAUGGGAGCUUUGCUAUUGUGGAAGAUUGUAAUCCCUUUUGUUCUUGUGUCAUGUGCUUUCGAAGCCGUUCAAGUCACAACACAGCUAUCGUCUAAAAGGCUUUUUCUCAUUGUUCUUGUGAUUUCAGACAUUAUGGCUUUGCACUUCUUUUUUCUGGUUAAAGAUUAUGGAAGCUGGCUGGAUAUUGGAACAAGCAUUAGCCAUUAUGUCCUUGUGAUGUCCUUUGCCAUAUUCCUGAUGCUUUUAAGUGGAGUGGCCCAGCUGUUGACCACAAAGAGACUACAGCUGUGGGAAGGAAACAAGCAACAUUCAUUGUGACCAAAUGAUUGAGAUUUUUUAAAAAUCUUCAGUCAAACUGAGGAAUUCCUGGAAAACUUGAUGCUACGGAUGGUGGCACUCUUGACCCACCUUUCUUUUAGGAACUGAAUAGCUGUUUUGUUUGAUGGCCCAGUUGUGAAUCAAAUAGUCAGCAGGACAUCUACGAAAUCACCCUGGAAAGUGUGACAAGGUGUUCCAAAGCCUGUUGCUCAUAGGACAAGCAAGCGUUUUGCUCAUUGUGUCUCCCAAUCAGUGUUCAUUUCUGGAAUUAGUAAUGGACUGGAGUGCUAGAAGAUCAACAUUGCUGUGUUGAGAUUUGUUAAAGGCUUUUGCUUAUUCUUGAGGAUAAGAUCACUUUUGGACACUUUCAUAUGUGAGAUAUGACCCCCCCCCCUCAAAAAAACCCUUUAAUUGUGCUAUUGUUAAUUUUUCUAAGGAUACAUAUAUUUAUAUAUUCUUUUACAUUCUUUUUUUUUUUUAAAAAAAGAGAUUUGUUCUGUUUUAUAAGAAAAUGCUGUGGAUUGGUUUUACCAUUUGCUACUGUUUUUCAUUUGGGGUUUCCUUAUCUAAUGCACCUGAAAAACCCAGACCUCACCAUAAAUGAAACCAAGGAUGAGAUUUAGUUGUGUUUGUAUCCCACUUUUCUGAGGAGCUCAAACUUGUACAUGUGGGAUUGCCCCAUUUUUAUUCUUAUCCUAUAGGAUAGAGUGAGACACUGAAGUUUGCCCAAAGGCUAUAAAGGGGAGAAAGGAUUUAACUCUUUCCUGCUCUGGCUGACACCUGUUCACCAAAAUUAAGGAAAAGCUAGUCAAAGUGCUAUGAAUCUGUGAUUGGAUCUGCCAUCUCUUUACAUUUUGGUAAAAAGUAGGGCCGAAUCCACACGUCUCAAGUUUUCCUCUUUCCCCCCCACCCAUUAUUCACUUCUCAGAGGGCUGUUCACAUACUCUUACCACAAUCCUGCCAUUCUCUCACGUCUUUCGCGUUGCGCCUCAGACGAAUUUGUCAUGCGUUCAAACGCUUCUCUUGCGCGGUUCUCACCGUGGAUGUGGACAAAUAGAAGCAUUUCACAAGGAGACCUGCCCCUUCAAACCACCCCACUUCCGUGUUUGCAGCCUUUCUGGAACACCAUCCCUUUGCCAUGCAAUUAUCAAGCUUUUCCACUCUCUCCGCAGCAUGCCUGCCUACCCGCCCUUUCCCUUUUUUUUUCUUUUUAAAAAAGGGGACUUUCCCAGCAUUGUUGCACAAUCCCGGCCAUGAAUCUUAAUCGGGGUGCUCCAAAAUCCCCGCGGAGACAUCAAGGGGUGGCGCCAUUUCCAUUUCCGUGUCAUUUUUAGGAUGCUGGACAGUCGGAAAUAUCAGUGGCUGUUAAAAUUAAUUUUUUUAACUGUUGAAAUUACCAUUAUAGCGGAAAUCCGUCAUUCUAACAUUACAUUCAAGCGUCAAAUAAUUAUUCUGCCCGUUUGGAGAGUUUGGAUCACCCCCACCUUAAAUAUCAGUUCAAAUUAGCCCGCCAGAAUAAUGGUCCAAUGAAUUCCAAAGAAGAAGGCAUAAAAUAACAUUAACCAAUCACAGGCAUCAUAGGGGUGUGGCCUCGCCAUAGCAAUUUAGCAAAAAAACGCUAUAGCGGAAAUCUGAUGAAAAAAAAAUGAACGUGAUGUCGUCAUCGGCAACAUUGGAUCUAAACCCGCCCCGUAUUGCACGAUUCUACCAGGGAUGUGGACGAAGUAUAGCGUGAGGCAGCGGCAGUAAGAGAAGGGAUGUGAACACAGACUGGGACAUUGCAGGAUAGAAUCCAGCGCGAUUAAUGCACAUGAAAAGCGGAAGGUAGGGAAGUGUGGAUUCGGCCUAGGAGAGGCCAGUGGAGGAAGGAAGGUUGAUUGGGGGCUAUAUUGGUGACAAAGGGAGUUUCAGUUCAUGCUCCCUCUGCCAUUUCCACAUAGGUUGUUUGACUCAGGUUUGAUGCUGAUAAGAAGUGGAUUUUUUUCCUGCUUCUCCACAGCACUGGAAUGCAUUAGUGUACUCCUAAGGUUUCCUUGGCUUUUCUCUAAUCUUUCUCAAGUCUGGUUUGCUGCAGAGUUUCAGGGGGAACUUGCAGCAAAAAAAAUAAGGUAGAUGGCUACCUUAUAGGAUUGCCAGGUCCUCCAACUCCCCGGGAAGUGAUGUCGUCGUGUGGGUCACAUGCUGCCCUAGGAGUGCUCCUGAGUUUCCCAGGGGGCCAAAUCAGCCCGAAUCUAGCCACUGCGGAGCACAGCAGUGCUCCGCAGUGGAUGAUCCGGCAGGAGACUGGCAUCCCUACUCCCUUAUGUGUAGCAAAGUAUGGAUUUUCACAGUCCUGCUAUAUGGUUUUCCUUGCCCUUGUCAUCCUAGUGCUCAUUUCCACCCCGACAACCAGGGGCUUUUUAAAAAUUGGCAAUUGAAUAUUGUUAUAGUAUUAACAAUGUGUCUAUCAGGUUCUCUGAAUUUUCAGAUUUCAUUUAAAAUAAACCUCUAGCCUCUUUCUUUCUGGAGAUAUAGGAAGAAAUGCAUCUCUCCUCAACAAAAAGGGUCUAAAGCCUUAUUUCAAAAAAUUAAAGCUGGGAAUUCAGAGAACAUGAUAGACCCAUUCUUAUAAUGUUAUAGUGAUAUUUAACUGGUGAUCUUAAAAGCCCUGAUGGUGUGUGGGGUGGUGGCAGCUACUACCUAGGAACUGGGCCAGGGAAACUACAGAGAUGCCCACUAUGUGGAAGCCUUGUUGCCACUAUGCUGUUUUAGGGUCCGUAGCAGCAACAGGGAAGCUACACAAGUCUGGGUGUGGCAAGCACCUACGAAACUUGACAAUAUCUGGGACCAGGGAAUGUCUUCUUCUCUGUGAACCUUCCUGACAACUAAGAACAUUUUCUGUAGCUCUUCUCUUUAUACCCCCACUUUGAGAAGCAAGGUGGACAAGCAAAGAUGGGAUUUUUAUUGACCGUCCAAGACUUUGGACUCUCUCACCACAAUGUCUUAGGCAUUGAACAAAGACAGUUUAAUUCUCCUAGGUAGGCCUUGGAUUAAGUUAUUUAUCCUGUCUUGUUUUAACCUCUUUCUGGUUUGUUUAUUUAUCACUACUGGCUCUGAAUGAGAAAACUAUCCAGUCUUUAUUUCUGCUUGUUAUUUGUUUUUGGUUUUAAGUUGGGGUUUUGCAGCUUUAGCCAUUUGUCUGUUUUCCCUUUUUAUAUUUUUGCUGUUAACUAUUUUACUGGUGGUUUUAUUUAAUUUUUAGCUGCUGUUUUUAUUAUAGCUCUUACUGUAUUGUUUUGACAUAUGGCAUAAAUCACUGUGGGACUAUUAUGGCGAGAAAUAUUUUAAAUAAAUAAUGAGAUGAAACCAGCUAUUGUCAGGCAAUAAGCAACUUGCUGCCCAUCCAGCAUAAAGACGGCACUGAAUUUACUUACGCAA